GCCUCUCUCUAGUUACGCAGCACUGGUGUAUGAGGGGAAAAUGUAUCGUCUCGGACCACAGUUUUUCUCCAAGAUCGCUUUCGAUUUCUUUUUAUCCACUGUGCCACGGGAACAUUUGUAUUUUACCAGACUGUACAAUAAAGGCUGGUCGUGUAUUGGCUGAUUUUUGGUCAAUUUUACUGAAAUCUGCACGAAAAUGCCAAGGACCAAGAAAAAGAAUAACAAGGGGGGCCAGCAUGGAGCUGUGCAGCCUUUUAGUGACGAGGAUGCCUCCAUCGAGACUCUCAGUCACUGCAGCAGCUUCAGUGACGUAACCAGUGUAGCUGAUGACGGAGAGGCAGGUGAGGAUACUGCCCAGGAGGAUUUCCAGUACAAGCUGAAAGGGUUCAUAGACAGCACUGUGGACAAGAGUGCCAAGACGAGACAAGGGGCUCUGGAUGGCCUUAAAACAGCGAUGGCCACACGGAUCCUGUAUGAGUUCAUCUCUGAGAGAAGGAUGACGAUCACAGACAGCAUUGAGCGUUGCCUCAAGAAAGGGAAAGGAGAGGAGCAGCGGGCGGCUGCCUCUUUAGCCUGCCUGCUGUGCAUUCAGCUGGGGUCAGGAAUCGAGAGUGAGGAGGUGUUCAAGACCCUGAAGCCUAUUUUCAAAAACAUCCUGGCAGAUGGAUCGGCCAACAUACAAGCCAGACAAGCGGUGGCGACGAGUCUGGGACUUUGUACACUUGUUGCUGAGGAUGACAUUUUUGAUGUUCAGGCGACUAUGGAGUGCUUUGAGAACCUGUUCACCCGGUCUUAUGCGAAGGCGGACGGUACCUGUCCUUCCAUCAACCCGCAGACGAGCCAGCUCCACGUAAACGCCUUACUGUCCUGGACACUGCUGCUCACCAUCUGCUCGGCCAAUCAGCUCAAAGACAUUGUGCACAAACAUCUGUCCAAACUGCAGAGGUUGCUGGAGAGUGAUGAUGUCAACAUGAGGAUUGCUGCCGGGGAGACCAUUGCUCUGCUCUUUGAGCUAGCCAGGGACAUUGAGCCUGAGUUUGAAUUCGAUGGCUGGGACGAACUGUGUGAGAAGCUGAAUGCUUUAGCUACAGACUGCAACAAACACAGGGCUAAGACUGACAAGAGGAAGCAGCGGUCGGUCUUCAGAGACGUUCUCAAAGCUGUUGAGGAGGGGGAUUUCCAAACGGAGACGAUUCGCUUCGGAACAGAACGAAUGACCAUUGACAGCUGGGUCAGAAAGAGGACCUAUGAUACUUUCAGAGAGUUUGUCGGCUCUGGGAUGAACUACCACCUGCAGGCAAAUGAAUUCAUCAGAGAUGUGUUUGAGCUUGGGCCACCCAUUUUGGUCGACUCUGCUACUAUGAAGGCCAUGAAAAUUUCUCGUUUCGAAAGGCACCUCCACAACUCUGCAGCAUUCAAGGCUCGGACCAAAGCCAGAAGCAAGUUCAGAGACAAGAGGGUGGAUGUGGGGGAGUUUUAACCUUUUCUUUGUAGACUUUGUUAGGCUAUUUAUGAGGCUUUCUCCACUUUUAGAUGAGUUGUCACAAAUUGGUCUUCAUGUAUUCAUCUCCCCACCUUACCAUCUGUAUUAAAUCCUCACCCUCUAGAAAUAUGAAGUACGGAUUAAUCUCUGCUGCUGCGUGUCGUAGAACAGGAAGUCCUUAAUAUAUAAAUGAAAUCCGAAUAUAAUAUUGUGCAUCAGCAGAAAACAUUUGGUGUUGUGUAUAUUUGUCUUUUCUCUACUUUCAUGUAUGUUCAUGAUCUGAACUGUUUUCUUCUGUUUUUGAACAUAUUUAGUAAUUUAUAAAAAAAAUUUCCAACAGUUGUGGUUUUUCAUUGUAACAAUAUGGCGACUAACCCUCCAGAGUUGUAUUAACUUGCACUACCUUGUAAACCUGGAUUAUUUAUGAAACAUCCCAGUCCGUUUAGUUGUGGUCAUAUUGUUAUCAGGCAGGAUGGUGUAAUAAAUGCUGAAAACGGCUAA
Messenger RNA from Nothobranchius furzeri (turquoise killifish), 1984 nucleotides. It is a transcript of the gene ifrd1, whose product is annotated as interferon-related developmental regulator 1. Gene Ontology annotation, cellular component: nucleus. Lineage: Eukaryota; Metazoa; Chordata; Actinopteri; Cyprinodontiformes; Nothobranchiidae. The record is from RefSeq and is a predicted model, not a curated record.